AUGCGCACUCUCGCUCUAACGUCGCUCACCGUGGCGCUUCCUAUCAUCGCGCUACCCACGACGCACCUUCGUCGCUCCAAUGCCUGUCCGGCGGACAGUGUUCUCGAUGCACCCAGCUUCACUCUUCUAGCUCUAGACGUAGCGGAUUCGACCGUGGCGCGUGCUCUGACGCUCAGCGGCGUGCACAACACGACGGUACUAGUCGCGAACGAUACAGACUCCACGCCCCCCAUCGCGUUUACAAUGACUAAAGGCGCGCUUGUUUCGGAUGAAGCAUCUUCCCUAAUCAUCCCCACACCCGGAGGGCUUCUCGAGUUCGGCGACACAACUUCGCCAGCAGCAGCGUACUGCGAUGUGUACAGCACCAGUCCGCACGGGACACAGUACCCUUACACACUCGGCGUGAACGGCGAUACCACCAGCCUCUCAAUCUGCACUUCAAGCAGCUCCAACGUGAACGUCGUUGUGUUCGAGCCUACCGAGAGCACGUCGUACAAUCAGAGUUCAUGCACGCCUGUUGUGGUGCACAUCAUUCAGUGA
Molecule: messenger RNA, 540 nt
Organism: Peniophora sp. CBMAI 1063
Lineage: Eukaryota; Fungi; Basidiomycota; Agaricomycetes; Russulales; Peniophoraceae
Source: the annotation of a GenBank genome assembly